This is a messenger RNA of Cantharellus anzutake, 694 nucleotides long. RefSeq lists its product as uncharacterized. NCBI's taxonomy places the organism in Eukaryota, Fungi, Basidiomycota, Agaricomycetes, Cantharellales, Hydnaceae. The transcript has 3 exons. Bases 52 to 414 code for a protein of 120 amino acids. The record is from RefSeq and is a predicted model, not a curated record.
AAUGCAGUGAAUUCCAUCGAUUCACCUGACCCUACUUUGGAACUGGAAGUCAUGGACGACAGCUCUUCUAACCCCCCUGAUAUACAUGUACGAUGGUUUCAAGUCGACGUCCCGGAGUUGCUGUCCAUUGCUCCAAUCACCUUAAACCCUAAUCCAACGUGGAAGGCUCUCACGCGCGUUGAAUCAGAUGCUUGCGAAUUGGCUUGGAGAAACCUGAAGGUUCAGGGUCCCGUGGAUACACCAACCGUUGAUACUGUGGAUGACCAUAUACCUUUGGGGAAGCCGUUUGAUCCCCAAGAAGUUGCUGCGGUGGAGGCGGAAGAUGUCACUCUGGGUGUCCCUGUCGGGAAGGAACAGCUGUUUGAAGUUGACGUACGCACCAUGAAGGUACGAGAUGGGGGACGUUGUCAUUAAACUCCCUACCUCUAAUUCUCCAUCGGUAAGCUUCGACCGAUCUACUGGAGUACUGGUGGCCCCUCGAUUGACGUAAUGAGGGCUGUAUGGAUGUAUACCGAGAGCCGUCCCGUUGAAAGCGAACUCAGCGAGAAGAUUGAGAAUGCGUAUAUGUAAGGAGCUCGGCCUAUUUCGCAUUCUUUGUGAUGGACUGUUUACACUUCGCGCUUGCAAGGUCCAUCAAGCCAUGGUUGGUGGGUUGCAAUCUUCAAUGUCACUCAUUCAUAUAUUUAUCCACCCA